UUUCCCUGGGAACCGACAGCGGCGGCCCGUCUCCAUGGUGACGCUGUACGGAGAGAUCCACGGAGGAGCAUGAGCCGGACCCUGACCACCCAGACCCGGGCGGGCCCCGGGGGCCCCUACAGAGCCAGCCGGACCUAUGACUUCCUCUACGAUCCAUUGUACACGUUAUCCAGUGAGAAGGACCAUGUACAGACCACAUACAGGGCGCACAUGUCCUAUGACAGAGUGCAAAGAGUCCCAGAAUACCCCACAAUGUUCAGCGAACUGGUCCACCACCCCCGCCACACCCUGCGCCUGCAACUUAGAGACCCCGUCCCAUCGUUUAUCGACCGCCAGUGGCGAGGAAGAGGAGAGCAAAGGAUGCUGGCUCUCAGGCAGCUGGCAGGAUCUCAGCCUACGUUCACAACUCCCUGGCAACAUGUGGAGAACCAAGACGUAUCUGGAAGCAACCGAUACAAAUAUUUUGAGAGGCCUUUGAUCCCGUUCUCCCAGCAAGCCCCAAGCAAUGUUCUCCUCGCUGGGUCCCGGAGGGAUCGCAGCCCGCGCCCGGAGAGGGCCCCCACCCCCUUGGUGCGCACAGUGGCAAUUCAGACGGAUUACCGUGAUAGCGAAACACAGACUGACCCCUACAGUCCAGAGUUUGUAGUGCAGGCUGGGUCUGUUCCAGAGAUACUGAUGCUGGCCAAUCUUACCUGGGGCCGUGGUCUCCCAGCUAGGCUGGCAGAAGUGGAGAUGAUAGAGCGGGCGAGAGAGAAGAGAGCCUGGGAGGCCACACUGCCACCUCUGAGCGAUGUGACCCAGCUGGAGAAGAGGAGGAAGAUGAUGGAUGAGCAGGAGAGGAAUGAGUGGGCCUUCCGGGAGCAGGAGAUGGAGAAGCUGCAGGAGGCUCGUCUGGAGGCACUGAAGAAGCUUCUCCAACAACGUAAAGCGAGUCGGCAUGAGGAGGACACAAAGCGGCUGGAUGGGAGGUGGGGCAAACUACAAACCGAGAAAGAAGAGAGAAUUAAGCAGAUCCAGAAAGAACACAUCAAAGCCAUCAGGAAACUAACAAAGAAGAUGGAAAACGUUGAAGGAAAGUUGGAGAAGCGCGACGUCCUCCAGGAUUACUCCAACUACGCCUCUCAGACGUACGCACCCCUCUCCCGCACCGGGUACUCCCUGGAUCGCCUCUCUGCUCAAUACUCAGUGAAAAGCCCGUUCCUGGACUCCUACCAAGGAUUGCUGGACCUGGAGGCCAACCUUCCAGAUUUUGUCACCCAGCCCCGUGUCCGCUCCCCCAAACACAGGACCACCACCAGGGACGGCUUCCUGAAACGUCAAGCUCUGCUGGACCGCGAGCUGAAGCAAGUCCACGAGGCUUUGCUGAAAAAGAAGAAUCGCUCUCCGGAGCCUGAGAAGCCUCUCCGCUUCUUACAGAAGAUCGAGAAGCCGGCUCCCCGGCCCGUCACCCCCAGAGUCCCGGAGCCCCCGGAGGGUGAGGAGGAAAAGGAGCUGGCUGUCAUCUUCCUGCAGAAAUUGAUCCGGGGGCGGGCCGUACAGAACAUGAUGUUUGAGGGGAAGGAGAAGCGCGUCGAGCUGAUCCGGGAACUGCGCACCACGCACGCUCUGCAGGAGGAGGGCCGGCGCCUGAAGAAGGAGGACAGACAGGAGACUCUGGCUCUGCAGCGUCAGCGGGAACUCGAUCAGCACAAAGCCGCCGCCCAGGAAGAGCACGUGUCCCGGCUGGAGGGGGAGGUCCUCUCAGAGACGUUCGACUUCCUCUCCAAAGAGCUGGUCCGCCUACAAGAAGAACGCAGGAUCCACGCCUUCGCCGUGCUCGCCGAACGCCACCGCCGCAUCCGAGAGGCGGAAGAAAGCGGGAGGAGACAGGUGGAGGAGCGGCGGAGGCGGGAGGAGGACGAGAUCUUCCGACAGGUUGUGAACAUUCACCAGAGCACCGUGGACUCGUACCUGGAGGACGUCAUCCUCGGCGCCACCCGGGACACGGCGGAGGAGCAGGCGCGGGAGGAGAUCCAACGCAGAGCCCAGGAGAUCAACGAGAUCGCUUACCAGAUGGAGAGCAGCCGGACUCGGUUGCAGUCGGAGGAGAUCGUGGCGGAGUUGGUGUACAGCUUCCUCAUCCCGGAAAUCCAGAAGACCGCCGUCCGGGGGAGAGUGAGGAGCUCCCAGAGGAGACACAUUGCGGCCGCCCAUCGGAUCAUUCAUGGAAAUACCGAGACCUUACUGAGCGCCGAGGAGAACCAAUCACAGCCGACUACAGAGGCGGAGGGAGAAGGGGAGGAGCCGCAGUGACGUCACAACGCCAUGCUCCGCCUCUAAUCACCGGAGGAAGAGAGAACAAGAUCCAAAGAUUACAACCAAUCCGCCUCAUGUGACGCAACGCUGACCAGAACAGCCAAUCAGAGGCCAGGAGACUUGGGUGGGAUUUGAUUGGCUGGCGUGGAGGCGGAGCUCAGGAGGUUUUACAGAGUUUGUUCUUGUAUGGAAUUCAAAUAAACUCCGCCCAGAACUGGGA
Messenger RNA from Rana temporaria (common frog), 2515 nucleotides. It is a transcript of the gene CFAP91, whose product is annotated as cilia and flagella associated protein 91. Lineage: Eukaryota; Metazoa; Chordata; Amphibia; Anura; Ranidae. The transcript is spliced from 17 exons. The record is from RefSeq and is a predicted model, not a curated record. The coding region runs from base 70 to 2292 and encodes 740 amino acids.